AUGUACUCUCAACAGCCAGGCAGCGGACUGGUCCUUCUGCUGACUAUGCUGGCAGGACUGCAGAUUUCAGUGGAAGGCACCCCCGCAUGCAAGCCAGGAUUCUCACAGGACGUGUACAGCGUAGUGGUGCCUGGUGUGACGAAGGCGGGGCAGCUCCUUUUUAACGUGGGUUUUGUGGACUGUGGAAGAGGCCCGGUGAAGUUCGAAAGCAGCAGCCCGUCCGAUUUCCGGAUAGAAGAGGGCGGCGCAGUCCACGUGGUUCGGGAUCUAGAGCUGUCUACGUCUUCAUCUUUGACAAUAAAGGCCAGCGACGUUGCCACCAAACAGCAAUGGACCACACAAGUCAAGAUGUCUGCUCAGUCCAAGCAGACGCAAGAAGUCUCCACGUCGCAGAAUGUGAAGGAAAUCGUGUUCCCGUCGAUAAACGCAGACAGCACACUGAAGCGCAGGAAACGAGACUGGGUCAUCCCCCCAAUCAACGUCCCCGAAAACUCCAGAGGGCCCUUCCCCCAGGAGCUCGUCAGGAUCCGCUCCGACCACGACAAGAACCGCUCUCUCCGCUACAGCGUGACGGGACCAGGAGCCGACCAGCCCCCCACCGGCAUCUUCAUCAUCGACCCCAUCUCCGGAGAGCUGUCGGUCAACAAGCCCCUGGACAGAGAGCACAUCCCCAACUUCCACCUGAGAGCUCACGCCGUGGACCUCAACGGCAACCAAGUCGAAAACCCUAUUGACAUCGUAAUCAAUGUGAUCGACAUGAACGACAACAGGCCCGAGUUCAGCCAUCAGAUGUGGAACGGCACUGUUCCGGAAGGCUCCAAACCAGGGACGUUUGUCAUGACCGUCACAUCCGUGGACAAAGACGACCCCAAGACGGCCAACGGCAUGCUCCGCUACAAGAUCCUGUCCCAGAACCCCGAGAGCCCCAGCUCCAACAUGUUCACCAUCAACAACAAGACUGGAGGCAUCAUCACCGUGGCGGCCGGCCUGGACCGAGAGAAAGUGUCUCAGUACACGCUGAUCAUCCAGGCCACGGACAUGGAGGGGAAUCCCAUGUACGGUCUGUCGAACACGGCCACGGCGGUCAUCAGGGUCACCGACGUCAAUGACAACCCACCGGAGUUCACUGCAGAGACGUUCUUCGGCGAGGUGCCUGAAAACCGUGUGAAUGUCAUCGUGGCGAACCUGACGGUGACUGACAAGGACCAGCCCAACACGCCGGCCUGGAACGCAGUCUACAAAAUCACCGGGGGCGACCCCACCGGCAGCUUUUCUGUGCCCACUGAUCCAACCACUAACGAGGGCUUAGUUACAGUCGUCAAGCCUAUUGACUUCGAAACAAGUAGGACGUACGUGCUGACCGUGGAGGCCCGGAACGAGGUGCCUCUGGCCAGGGGCAUCCACUCCCCGCGCCAGUCCACCGCCACCGUCUCCAUCAGGGUCAUCGAUGUCAAUGAGAGCCCUUACUUCCAGCCUGACCCCAAACUCAUUAGGCUGGAGGAGGGAAUGCCACCCGAGUCCACCCUGACCACAUUCACCGCCCAGGACCCUGACCGCUUCAUGCACCAGAACAUCAGGUACUCCAAGCUCUCCGAUCCUGCCCAGUGGCUACGGAUUGACCCCAACACCGGGCGCAUCACAACAAUGGCCGUUUUGGAUCGGGAAUCUCCCUUUGUGAAGAACAGCCUGUACAACGCAACAUUCAUGGCUACCGACAAUGGUCAACCAUCAGCCACUGGGACCGGCACGCUGCAGAUCUACCUGCUGGAUAUAAAUGACAAUGCCCCCAAGGUGUUCCCCCAGGAGGUAGAGAUCUGUGAGAAACCAGAGCCCAACGCCAUCAACAUCACGGCUGUGGACGGAGACCUCAACCCCAACGGCGGGCCCUUCGCCUUCGAGCUGGCACACCGGCCCAUAGACGUGCGGCGGAACUGGACCAUCACCAGGAUAAGUGGUGACUACGCACAGCUGAGUUUGAAGAUCGGAUAUCUGGAGAGCGGGAUUUACGACCUGCCCAUUAUUAUCACCGAUUCGGGCAAUCUCCCCAUGUCCAACACCUCCUACCUGCGCAUCAAGGUGUGCCAGUGCGACAUCAACGGAGACUGCACCGACCAGCAGCACAUCAUGGCGGCGGGGCUGGGCACGGGCGCCAUCAUCUCCAUCCUACUGUGCAUCAUCAUACUCCUGAUCCUGGUCCUGAUGUUCGUGGUGUGGAUGAAGCGCAGGGAUAAGGAGCGUCAGGCCAAACAGCUGCUGAUCGACCCCGAAGACGACGUGAGAGACAACAUCCUCAAGUACGACGAAGAGGGCGGCGGAGAGGAGGACCAGGAUUACGACCUGAGCCAACUGCAGCAGCCCGACACGUUGGAGCACGACACCAUCAAACCGGUGGGCAUCAGGCGCAUGGACGAGCGACCCCUGCACCCGGAGCCCCAGUACCCCAUGAGGUCCGCUGCCCCCCAUCCCGGAGACAUCGGAGACUUCAUCAACGAGGGUCUUAAAGCUGCGGACAACGACCCAACGGCGCCCCCUUAUGACUCACUGCUGGUCUUCGACUACGAGGGCAGCGGAUCGACGGCCGGAUCUCUCAGCUCUCUCAACUCUUCGAGCAGCGGCGGCGAUCAAGACUACGAUUACCUCAACGACUGGGGCCCGCGGUUCCGGAAACUGGCGGACAUGUACGGAGGCAGCGACGAAUAG
Molecule: messenger RNA, 2700 nt
Organism: Knipowitschia caucasica
Lineage: Eukaryota; Metazoa; Chordata; Actinopteri; Gobiiformes; Gobiidae
Source: the annotation of a GenBank genome assembly